Molecule: messenger RNA, 954 nt
Organism: Caenorhabditis briggsae
Lineage: Eukaryota; Metazoa; Nematoda; Chromadorea; Rhabditida; Rhabditidae
Exons: 6
Coding region: 1-954 (317 amino acids)
Biological process (GO): polysaccharide biosynthetic process
Cellular component (GO): membrane
Source: RefSeq, a predicted model, not a curated record
AUGAUUAUCUCUAUAGUUACCCAUCUUUUCUAUGAGAAGCAGUACCUGAAAUUUGACAAAAAGGCAGUUGGAUUGCUCAUUCUUCUUCUUCUGCUGGUGUUCAAUGCUUCUGUCCAGUAUAGCACUCGAAAUCAUCAGUUUUGGAAACCAAAUUAUCUCCCGAAGAUCCAAAAAAUUGUUAGUGAAAAUGAAGCUUUGCUUCCUUUCAUCACUUCAUAUGAGAAAAAUUAUGAUGAAUGUGUGGAGACAGCAUUCCAGGAGUUGUAUGAUAGUGGAUUUCACUUUACAUACUGCAAGUAUCCGCGAGGCAAUGGAAAGUUGUCAGUAACGAUAAUUGGUAAUAGCUACUGUACAAAUCUCAACGAACACAUCCGUACUCAAUUUCAUCAUAACUAUUCCGAAUGGAGAUCUCUUUGUAUUGGGGGCAGCUUCGGCUUCUUCCACGACAACGGUUAUCAUGGAGCUGCGUCUCUUAUAACAAUGAAGAAUCAAGUGGCCACUCAUAAACCGGAUGUUUUGUUUAUAGCUGCAAGAUACUCUGACUUCUUAAAAAGUCCAAUUUUUUACGAGGAAGAUGACGAAAUUGUGAAGCAGAUGAACAGCAACAUUGCAUUUUAUGAGCAAUAUGUUAAGAAAAUCUACAUCUUGGCCCCACACCCCUUAUACCCUCUAAACUUCUUGAAUGUAUUCUUGGAUUAUGUAACCCGUAGACCAACUGAGCUAGAGACAUUACACCUGAACAGAGACGCAGUUGACAGGGAUUUGCUGUAUGCGAGGGAAAGAUUCAAGUUGAUCAAUUGCAAAAAGUGCAAGGUUUUCGACUUGGGCAAGGUGUUUCGCGAUAACGACAAAUAUUUAUCUUUUGACCGAAAAACGAUGUUGUCUUACAUGGAUACUGGCAUCCAUUUCACUGGACCAGGAAUGACAAAGUGUGACCCAGUUUCGACCAUAUAG